GGUGAGUCUACUCGUAGCAGUACCCUACAAAAAAAUACAAGUGCUAAUGGUUAGCUAUUUCUAGCGCUCUAGCGAAAGCGACUUUGGUGAUAAAGAAAACUGAAACUCCUGCCCUACUUACUUUCUCAAUAAAAAGAUAAAUACACGCACACGCUUGGACAAGAUGCCCUCUCUACUCGUUUCGACGAAUACUGCGACUGCCUUCACCACAGACGGGGAUGUCUGUUCAGUGGCCUCUCCUCCGGUAGAGAAGAAACCUCCUACUGUUAAGGCUCAAUAUGAUAUUUCAUUUCUAAGAGUCAUUUCAUCUCGCAGAUUCCUUCUUGGAAUAAUGGAGAAAUGAAGGCAACAAAUGGAAUGUUUUGAGCUCCUCUAAGACUGUUUCUACAAGAAGAACAUCAUCAGCAGAAAAUAAUGUAGUAGUAAUUGCAGACAAAGAACUCGAACAGGAGAACAUCAACAUAUCGACACCUUCACUGCAGCAGCCGACGGAGACCUCCUCCAUGAACGAGGAGGUUGCGCCAAAUAAAACAAGUGAAGACGAUACUGGCUGCAAAAAGUCUUCGUUGUACUCCAUAGUCCGCGAUAAGAACUACAAUCAGCCUUCUGCUCUUGGAAAUGCGGGAGCCGCGAGUGCAGCAGAAGUAGCGAGAAAUGAUCGUCUUCUGAACAAGAGCAGUGACAAGAACAAGCUGGAUAGCAGUUUAGGUUAAGGCUCAGAGUCUCAUUUGUCUUCACAGAUUAUUUCUCUUUCUCUCAACAUCACAGAAGAUUCAGAAUAUUUGUUUCUUCUCUCGUCAGUUUCGUUCUACGUGCAUUCUGAGAACGCGCGGUAGUUGCGUUCUUAGAAUAUUGCGGUUUCACUAGCAGAUGCAGAUUGAAUCAUUCACUGAUUUAUUCCGCUGCUCUUCUAAAACGGAGUCGGAGCGUCAUUUUUAGAGCAGAAGCACCGGCUGCGGAGAGUAAGUGACAUGUUUGCAUUCGAUCUACAUCCGGCGUGGCAAGCAGAGGCAAACGAGCCCGUGGAAAGUGAGGAGCAAAGACUGCAUCGAUGGCGGACCGAGGACCCCAUCCUUAUCCAAGAAGCUUUCGCGACAUCCAAUUAAGGCUCGACGCCAGGCUUCAGAGCUGUUGAUCAUCACCACAGGGAUUCAUUUGUGUCACUGGCAUCUUUAAUGUACUUCCUCGACAGAGGAAGCACUUCGUCGCUUUCCCCGACAGCUGGAAAACAUCAAGGGGAAACAAGGGAAAGGAAGCAAACAAGCGAAGUGCUGCUUUACUUGAUUCAUGAAGAGGUCUUGUAGCUGUCCCUUCAGAAGGAUUGACCAGUCAUUUGUUUCGGCCUCUAAUACAAUGCUUUUCUGCAAGCAUGCAAAGACGGAGACCUUGAGGAAGCAUGUGCGAUUAUCCGAAAUGCAGAAAAUUACACAGAAUUUCUCCAGUAUCAUGUAAUUCAGGCUUACUAUGCGUGCGUGCGCGCAUUGGAUUGGGACCUGUUUCUUGCGGUGUUUGUGGAGCAGUCAUUCUUAAGAGCAGACUGGACAAAAGUAGUUUCAAUUUCGAACUCACAUUUGAUCUCGAAACUUGUUGAUACCGUCACGAUGGCGUCAGUCUAUUGUGCAAUCUGCGUAAGAUCUCACUGGCGACUUCUCAUAUCCAUGAAUUUUCGACUUUAUUUCAAUUUGUUCCAAUUCAUUUCCUGAUGAAGCCAUUGCACACACAUUGUUAUUGCCGUCACUCCACAUUGUUAUUGCCGUAAUGAAUAUGCAGUGCAUUUUCAGCAUAUCCAGUGAAUAUGCAUCAUAUUCUGCAGCAUAUCCAGUGAAUAUGCAUCAUAUUCUGCAGCAUAUCUAGUGAAUAUGCGGAUGCGCAGAAAAGUAGAUUCUCUUUUCUAACUCUCCCUGUUGGGCUGUUUGCAGAAGUAGCACAUGCUGUAUGCGAAAUGUGUGCUAAGGACACGUUCGACGUCUGCCGCAAGUUCCUAAAGAAGUUCUUCAACGUUUACGAGGUAUGGCACUAAUGUUUUUUAAGCUGCCUUUUAGGCUUGCUCCCUGGUGCUGCGUAGGCGACGUACGCUCGAUGUCUAAGUGAAGUAAGUAUACACUAGCUCCUCCGUGCUGUGCCUCCCUACUUCUUUUGUGGUAUGGAAGAUAUUGAUCAUAUCAAGUAGUUGCGCACUAUAAUCACUUUCUCACAGACUUAUUCAUUCGAUUUUUGUUCUUAACUUAGUCCCUCAAUCCACUGCACAUUUUGAUGUCCUCCCAAACCUGAAAUCCCUCCACAGACAAGUGUGAAAAUGUGAAAAUCUGAAAUUUCUCCACAGAUAAGUGUGGAUCACCCAAGACAUCGAGAUGGACUGACUCCGCUUUGCGUCGCGUGCUUACGAGGAUGCCUGCCGCUUUCGGUCAUACUCUUAGUUAAGCGCCGUUGUCAAUUGACCUAUCUUCUCGUCAGACGAGCACAUCUUCUGUGUAUGAAGACAACUGCUAAUGGACUAAAUCUUCUACACCCCAUGAAGAUUGGGUACACUAGUACUACUGCUAAGGGGAACAGAGAAAAAUGCCUACUUAUCUCUUCAGAGCAUUGCUAUUCCGGGGAAAUGAGUACUAUUUUUUCCAUUCAAGGGUGUCUUCAUGGGGUUCUUGAAAAUGAGUUUUAUUUCAAGGGGACAGGAGGCUUAGGGAGAUAGAUAAGCAGAUGGGAGCUUUUAAAGGGCGACAGGAUCAGGGAUAGAUAUAUGCGAGACACUUGAUAAGCAGGUGAACUCUCAACCCAUCUUCUAACUUGGAGGAGUAUAACGCUAGCUGUCAUGUUAUCACACGGCACAACUUGACGCCUUUCCAGCUUAACGAGAUGCCACAGCCUGGUGACACGGAACAGAUCGUGGAGGGACGUCAACUUUUGAAAAAUCGCAUGUUAAGGCACAUCAAUCAAGCAAUCUUUGGACGUUCUUCAGUUCUUAUUUGAUCUUGUGGUAGAACAUCUAAUUCAUCCCAUGUGUAUAGUAGAUAUUACUAGUUGUAGUCAGCGUGGACGUCUAGUAGUACAUUCAUCAUCCUGCUCCUGGUGAUUUUACCUUAGGUUACUAGGCUCUAAAACCCUGUUCGAUGGGAGUGGGACGAAACGCGCAAGAGGUCUUGCGAAAACUGCGUCAGCAUGGUGGCAGCAUACUCAGUGGUACUGUGAAAUUCGAUAAUUCUACGAGAUGCCAACAAAAUUCGCGUGCCACCGAGAUGGAUGCGAUGGGGAGCGAUAAUCAACAUUAUGAUGUGAAGAUAUCAAGAUGGUUAUAUAUCCGCACUAGUUUUAGUUUAGCUAGAAGGAGUACUUGUCCUUGUCGUGUUACUGUAUGUGCUGUCUCGUCGUCUGUUUUCGAGAUGAGUUUCCAUCUUUAAGACCCUUGCUUAGCUCUACUAGCUCUAUGAUCGAGAAGAAAUUUGCUUCUAAACCUCGUCCGCAGAAGCAGCUUCACAGGGAGCCCCCACUUCAAGCGGAGGAGCAACAACGAGUAAAAAGUACACUGUUUGGGCUGGUGGUUGCGAUCUACCUUGAAGUGGGAUCUGGUAGGUGCGAAGACUAAGGUGGUGGCCUGGUACUAGAUCUGGAGUUCUUAGAAGAUGCGACCUAUCAACUUGAAGGACGAUGAUGUCCAAGUGCGUGGUAGUAGCUCUAGAAGUACAGAGCAGAAGGGGUGAAGAAAAAGUCGACGAGUUCACUUUGGAAGAGUUUCAGAUUGAGAAUGAGCUACUCGAGAAGUUCUGACGAGAACGGUGUCAAGUUGUUAGUACAGGUGUUAAGACCUUCUAGCCUUAAGGAGAAGAAGAAGAAGAAGAGCAGGAGUAAUGAGGACCUUCCUCCUACUGUCUGUUGGGGCCAUUUGUUAGUGACCGGGAACCAUGAC
Amoebophrya sp. A25 is the source of this 3901-nucleotide messenger RNA. Lineage: Eukaryota; Dinophyceae; Syndiniales; Amoebophryaceae. The record is from the annotation of a GenBank genome assembly.